GUUUGCGCAGAAACGACAGUGUUGCCAAUUGUUGUAUAGCCAAAACAAUUCAUUAUAAUAUCAGCAAAGGUAAUUUCUUUGUUUUGUUUAUUGUUUAUUUCUAAAAAUUAUUACUAUGGUGACAUAUUAAUAAAAAAAAAGAAGAAUGUUAAAAAAUCAAUUCAAUAUUGUAACAUGAGUUCUGAAUAAUUGAGAAGAUUUGGUUGAAAUUGUGGAAAAUAUCAAAAUAUUAAAGUCACUAACAACUGUGAUCUAAACUCCCAUUGAAAUGCCACGAAAAUAUAUAAGAAAAACCAAUCGGGCCUUUGCUGAUCCAAUGGUUAUGUUAAAAUGUGCCAAAUUAAUUAAAAAUGAUCGUAAAACAGCGAGAAGUGUGGCAAAAGAACAUGGUUUAAAUUAUCGUUCACUUUUAAGAUUUUGUUCAAAACCAAAUAUCAAUGAAUUAAUAAAUGGCGACAAUAAAGACGCCUAUAUUUGUGGAUAUAAAAAGAAAUCACAAAUUUUCACCGAUGCUGAAGAAGAAAUAAUGAUAGAAUCUGUUUUAAAAUCGUACAAUGUUCCUUGUGAUUUGUCUCAGAAAAAAAUUAGGCAGUUCGCCUAUGAAUUUGCUAAAACAAAGUCGAAAAAAAUUCCCCCAAGUUGGGAGAAUAAUAAGCAAGCGGGACCAGAUUGGUUUAUUUAUUUUAUGAAACGACAUAAAGAUUUUGCUUCACAAAGAAAUUUUAUAUUAUGUCGAGACGGUGCGAUAAAAAAUGAUAAUUCAGUGAAAAGUAAUUUCGAAAUUGAGUAUAUGGAUUUGUCGUUCCCUAUGAUCGAUCCACUGCAAGAUGCAUUUGACGAGAGUCAAGAUAUUAAAAGUGAAGGAACUGAUGACAAGGAGAAGGAAUUUUCCAACGAUGAAAAGGCAGAAUUUUCUCCAGAGUCGUUGAUUGUCGUUAAAACGGAAAUGGAUAAUUCGUUUCUAUCCGAUGAAUUAGAUUCAUCGCAAAGUUCAAAUUCAACUGAUUCACCAUUUAAAAUAUCAACAAUUAUUUCCGAAAAUUUAUACGACAAAGAGGAAUCAACAAUGAAUGAUCUACAUUCUAUACAAUUACCAAGUUCCUGGAGCAUUACCGAAUUACCAGGCGGCGAAAUUUAUCGAUUUUGUUUAUCAUCCAUCGUAAUAACUAACAAGGACAAUAACAUUUGUCCUGUGAUAGAAAAAUGCAUUUUUAUUGAUGCAAAAAGACAAUUAACCUUUAAGGCUCGUAAUAUAACAUUAGACAAUGAGAAACUGCAACUUCCAAAAAUGUUGGAUAAUUUAAAACAAUUACCAACAAUUUUAUCAAAUUUCCAAAAUCUUCAUACAUGUGAUGGUUUGAAUAAUAUGGAAUCGUUUCUCCUUCAAGAAUUACCUGUUGUUAAAGAUUGUCUACUAACUUGGCGGCACACACAGUGUUCGUUGUUAUUGUUGAAUAAUGAACGAUGUGAAUUUUGUAGUCAAUUAUUCCAAACGAUACAGGAAAAAUUAGCUAAAGUAAUGGAUCCAAAAUUCUUUAGCUGAAAAAUAAUUUGUAAUGUAAACUAUGUUAAGUAUAGAUAUUAAUUCAUAACAUUUUAAGUAAAUAAUAUAAAGAAAGGGAAAAAAGAUAAAUUAAAAAAACUGUUUAUGCAAAUAAGAAAAAUAUCCUUUUUUUGUAUAUAAAAUAAUUUAGUUAAUUGUGAUAUUAAAUGUUUAACAAAAAAUCAUCUCGA
This is a messenger RNA of Leptopilina heterotoma, 1734 nucleotides long. RefSeq lists its product as uncharacterized. Bases 269 to 1543 code for a protein of 424 amino acids. The record is from RefSeq and is a predicted model, not a curated record. NCBI's taxonomy places the organism in Eukaryota, Metazoa, Arthropoda, Insecta, Hymenoptera, Figitidae. The transcript has 4 exons.